AUGGCGGACGUGCCGGAGUGGGUUUAUCACUGCGCUUGGGAUUUUGGCGAUGAGCGCGCGCCCUCGCCAAUGCUCGCCCUCCGCCGGCCGCUCUCCAGGUUAGCAUCGUCCCUGCUCCUCCAGGCGAAUGCGGCCAGGCAAGAGGCCUCUUCUAGGGUGAUCUGGGCGCCCGUGAGAUUCUUCUACAAGGAGGAGCUCCCGAGCUUCUUGCUGCGCGCGGACGAUGAUCCGGCUUUCUUCCGCCCCAGCAAGCUGGGAGAGAUCGGCCUCAGCAACGCCGACUUGAUCUCCAAGAUUCUCUACGUUGUGAGGCGGCCAUACUGGUCCCCAGAAGUGGAGAGGGAGCUCCAGCUCCUGGACAUCAGGCCCUCGGAGUUUCACAUCAACGAGGUCCUCAAGAACAUCCAGGAGCCCGACGUCGCCAAUGGAUUCUUCCAAUGGAUUCGCAGGCAAAAGUGGUACGUCCCAAGCACGUAUUCGUUCUCCAUCCUUCUCAACACCUAUGGACGAGGAAAGGAUUUCCAGGCCGUCCAGAGGGUGCUGUCCGACCUCAAGGCGGAUAAGUGUCCCAUGACCACGGUGGCUUACAACACUCUCAUCAAAGUCUAUGGGAAAGCUCACAAGCUGGACGAGGCCUGGGGAUACUACAAGGAGAUGCAAGACUCGAGGUGUGUCCCAGAUAUCUUCACUUUCAACACACUCAUGAGCCUCUACUCGUACGCGGGGCAGUCCGAGAAGGUGCUCGAGGUCUACGAUGAGAUGCAAAAGAUUGGCUGCUCGCUGGACAGGGUCGGGUACGAGGUGGUGGUGCCUCACGCCGGGAAAGUUGGAAGGCUCGACCUGGCUUGCAUGCUCUUCGAGAGGAUGAAGGCCGAGGGGCAUCAGCCGAAUGCUGUGGCUUACUCGGCUCUCAUUGCGGGACAGCUGAAGUCGGGAAGGCUGGAGAUCGGGACCAAGUACUUUGAGGAGAUGCGGAGCUUGGAGAUUCGACCACUUCUGGGAACUUUUGCUUCGCUCAUCGAGGCUUACUGCAAGUCGGGCAGGCUGGAGACGGGGCUCAAGUUUUUCAAGGACAUGGAGGCUUUCAACUACAAGCCCAAUCUGUGUAUCUACGCUGCUCUGGUGGAUGCUCAUGCAAAGGCGGGGAUGCUGGACGCGGCUCUAGAGUUUUACGAGAGGAUGCGGGGCGUGGGACUGUGGCUUCCGCCGCUCAUCUUUGCGGUUCUGAUUGAGCAGCACGCUCAAGCGGGAAAGGCCGAGACUGCGGUGAGGCUCUACAGGGAGAUGCGUGGGGUUGGACUGAGGCCGUCGCAUUUUACUUGCCGGAUCGUGGUUGGAGCCGUAGCCAAGGGUGGAAAGUAUGACGACGUCGAGAGGAUCCUAUUUGAGAUGCAAGAGAUGGGACUUAACGUCGCGGACGCUGUCAACGAUAGCAUCGUCAAGCUGGUGGACGACAAGAGAAUCUCCGAUGCCUGGGAGCUCUUUCUCAAGGUCACGGGACAUGGAUUUACUCCUCACGUCAGCCUCUGCCGGGAGAUCCUCCACGGUUUUCUCAGCUGUGGCGACAUGGAGCAUGCGAGGCAGAUGCUCUCCUUUAUGCAAAGGCCGGGCUCGGCAGUGGACUUGAGGACGUACUGCAUGCUGCUCGAGUUUUUUCUGCGUGGUUCGAGGCUGGAGCACGAAGAAGUGGUCAUGAGCUUCAUGCGAGAGACGAAGCAUCCGGCGCACAGCUUUCUGUGCGGGCUCAUGGGAAGCAGCAAGCACCGCAAUGGCCAGAGUCUGGCCGACUACAUCAAGUCGUUCUACUCGGAGCUGGAAGCCGAGGUGGAUUUCAAGACGCGACGCUACCUCACCAACGUGCUGCUCAACUAUCUGGUGGUGAUGGGGCAGGAGAGGAAAGCUCGCAGCUUCUGGAAGGUGGUCUAUCAGAUUCACAUGUACCCGAACUCCAUCGUCCUCCAGGGAGACUUGACGUGGUGCCUCAAGGUGAGGAGCAUGUCCAUCGGAGCGGCGCUCAUCGGGGUGCUGUGCACGCUGGAGAAGUUCCGGGAGAGGAUACUCAAGCGCAGGUUCGUUCCUCAGAGGAUCAAGAUUCUAACAGGGAGCAAGGCGGACUCAGACGCCAUCGCCGUCAGGCAAGCUAUCGAGGCGAUGAUGAAGCCGCUGGACUCGCCGUUUAUCUUCCAGGACGAGGACCUCGGGUCAUUUUGGUGCCGGGGCUCCUUCUUCGUCAAGUGGUUUAGGCAAUCUCAUGUGAGGGGAAUCUUGAGGCAGCAGCUCCCUCCGGAGGAGGAGGAGGCCGCGGAGGCGAGUACUACCACGGCUGGGAAGCUCCUGCUGGUCGGGAGCGAUGAUAUGCCACUGCCAGCGUCUCCGGACCUGCCGUUCCCGGUAGGCGACGAGGAUGUUCUUCCGCCGGGGUUCCAGCACGGAUCAGCAGCAACAGCAGCGGCGUUUUGAGUUGGAACAGUUCCAGCACUAAGCAGCAGAUCAGACAACGCUGCUCAACAGGGAGGAGAAACGAGGAGAUUAUGUGGCAGCUGGAAAACUAGCUGCUGGUGCUGCUUAUUGAUUUCAUCCUACAAAGGCUACAACUUGGAGUAUUGGCGUCUUCCGAGGCAGUAGCAGCAGAUACCCACGACGAUGACGAGAAGAGCCAGGAUCGGCAGCGGUAUGAUCAAGUAGUUGAAGUGCAUCGUGACUGCUGCGGAGAGAAAUUCGCGAAGAAAACUCUGUUGAUGGCUCAGCCGCUCGGUCAGGAACUUGUAAAGCGCCACACUGCCAGAUUCUUUCUUGCUGUCCUCGCCACAGUGGUCCCACGAAAGAAACGAGAAGACGCGAUAAUGCGCAUCGCUACAAACUUUUUUUUUUUUUUUUAUGACUUUCAUCUUUACCUUCUCCAAGAGCAAGUUCUGUGUCUUCAAAGCAA
Messenger RNA from Selaginella moellendorffii, 2929 nucleotides. RefSeq names its product pentatricopeptide repeat-containing protein At1g79490, mitochondrial. The coding region runs from base 1 to 2460 and encodes 819 amino acids. The record is from RefSeq and is a predicted model, not a curated record. Gene Ontology annotation, molecular function: protein binding. NCBI's taxonomy places the organism in Eukaryota, Viridiplantae, Streptophyta, Lycopodiopsida, Selaginellales, Selaginellaceae. The transcript has 3 exons.